Cooperia oncophora is the source of this 417-nucleotide messenger RNA. Lineage: Eukaryota; Metazoa; Nematoda; Chromadorea; Rhabditida; Trichostrongylidae. The record is from the annotation of a GenBank genome assembly.
AUGAAUUCUCAACUGAUUCUACUUGUAUGUUUUCUGCUGAUAUUUCGUGGAAUCAACUCAGCUGAGCAUGGCUCUUCGUCAAACAUCAACGUUGGCCAUGUGGGAGGUCAAAAUCGUCCUGCAAACACUAUGACGCGAUCAUUCCUAGAAACAAACUCUCUUCGUGGAGGUGCCAUGAGUGCACGAAGAGGAAGAGUUCCAUGGAAUCAAGAGUUACAUCCACGCAACAAAAGAUGGGGAUGGGGUUGGGGAUGGAAUAGACCGUGGAUGUACGGAUAUCCAUAUGGAAUUAUGGGCUACCCAUACGGAGGACUCGGUUAUCCAUACGGCGGUCUCGGUUAUCCAUACGGGCUCGGGGGAUAUCCAUACGGCAUGAUGGGUUAUCCUUACGGUGGCUUGGGUUUGCUUUACGGAUGA